Messenger RNA from Ostreobium quekettii, 852 nucleotides. The record is from the annotation of a GenBank genome assembly. NCBI's taxonomy places the organism in Eukaryota, Viridiplantae, Chlorophyta, Ulvophyceae, Bryopsidales, Ostreobiaceae.
AUGUGUGGCACUUAUGUGUCCAGUUCAGGUGGUCUGCACUCCUUCACCUACGACCUGGCUUGGCGCCUCCUGUCUGACCCCUCCCGCCUAGCAUCCCCGGCCAUCUGCCAGCAGCUGGGCCAUGGCCUGAAGUCUUCCUUGGCGUAUGACUUCAACUGGGACAAGCGCGAGUCGUCUGGGAGGCCCAAGUCUGGACACGCUUUCAGGAUGCGGACGGAGGUUGGUGGGCUAUCUCCAGACGUCAGUGUGCCGAAAUAUGCCAAGGAGCAAGUGGACUUGCACUUGGCAGUGCCAAUGUUUUCGGCAGCCUCUCUCAGCCUGGAGCUCACAACUGGAUUGUUGCUCCCAGUAGGGCAGGGCUAUCUGAACAGAAAAACUGGAGUGGGUGACAGAUUCUUCUUGGGGGGCAUUGGCUCCCUGAGGGGUUUCGAAGCAAGGGGCGUGGGACCCACAGAUGCACGACGUCGACAAACGGCACAGCCUUCCCACGAUUCGGAUCACGUGGGAGCCCAGCCGCGAGACGCCCUGGGAGGGGACCUUCUGUGCUCUGUUUCAGCGGCGGUGAAUUUCGACUUGCCACACAGCAGCCUGCAAUGGCUUGGCAUAUAUGGCCACGCAUUCUUCAAUGCCGGCAACACAAUGCUCCUGUGUGGCUCUGGACGCCCUCUGAAGACCUCCCUGAAAGAUUUUGGGUCGUCGUUUCGAACCUCGGCGGGCGCAGGGCUCGUGUUUCCGACCGUUUUCGGGACUUUUGAACUCAAUUACGUGGUCCCAUUGACAUUCAGCAACUUCGAUAGGGUGAAGCAUGGCAUGCAGAUGGGCUUUGCAUCGACUCCUUUCCUUAACAUUUAA